AUGGCGCGGGAUCGACAGCACCGCCAUGUGUGUGUGCUUGUGCUGGGCGACAUCGGGCGCAGUCCGCGCAUGCAGUAUCAUGUCCAGUCACUGGCAGAGGUACUCACGUCUGACAUGAGGGUAGAGAGCAAGCCGCUGGCCGCCAUUGUCGAGAACCCCAAGAUCAAGAUCUAUGGCCUGGCCGAAGCUCCCAUCUUGCCUUCAAGUUGGCCGCGAUUGGCCUUCUUGCUCUAUGCGCCCUUCAAGGCACUUUUUUUGGCGAUGCAGUUGCUGUUUACGCUCUUGUUCACCGUCCCAGCCAUGGAAGCUAUCCUCAUGCAGAAUCCCCCAGCCAUUCCCGUGCUGCCUAUUGCAGCCGUGGUUAGCCGCUGCCGUGGUGCGCGCCUCGUGGUGGACUGGCACAACUAUGGUUACACGAUUUUGGCUCUCAAAACGGGAACACGCCAUCCUCUUUACAACUUUGCCAAAUUCGUGGAAACAACAUUUGGUCCCUGGGGCCAUCGGCACCUCUGCGUAACUCAUGCCAUGCAACGAGAUCUCAAGGACAACUGGAACAUUGAACCGCUGUUCAGCCAUCUCACACACCGUGUGCUGUGCGCUGCGGUGCAGGAGCGCCCCGAUCUCAGUCAGCGCUUCGGAAUAUCUCACAGCGAUGAUGCUCAAAGUGCUUUAACCACGCGCGAGGGCUCAAACUACAAGCGGCGUGCCGGACGCCCGGCACUCAUUGUCUCCAGCACCAGCUGGACGCCGGACGAGGACUUUGGCAUCUUGUUCGAAGCCCUGCAAGGUUAUGAACAGGCUGCGCAGCGUGACUCUUCCCUGCCACACGUACUGUGCAUCAUCACGGGCAAAGGGCCGGAGCGGGCUCGCUACGAGCAAUUGGUGCAAGAGCAGGCCUGGCAAAAAGUGGCAGUGAUGACCGUAUGGCUGGCACUUGAAGACUAUCCCAAGCUCCUGGCGUCGGCAGAUUUGGGCAUCAGUCUUCACACCUCUUCGUCAGGCUUGGAUCUGCCAAUGAAGGUGGUGGACAUGUUCGGGUCUGGCAUCCCUGUCUGCGCCGUCGACUUUCAAUGUCUGUCGGAGCUGGUGGUGCACGAUGAAAAUGGCGCAGUCUUCAAGAAUGCGCAGGAGCUCAGUCAGCAACUUCAAGAGCUGCUUCGCGCACCUGAUGCCAACACAAAGUUGGGGCAACUCAAGACCCAUGUGCAAGCGUUUCGGCGCCAGGGCUGGUCGGCCAACUGGAACCAGGUGGCUCGCCCCCUGUUCGAAUUGGAGUCUUGA
This is a messenger RNA of Monosiga brevicollis MX1, 1281 nucleotides long. RefSeq lists its product as uncharacterized. Gene Ontology annotation, molecular function: mannosyltransferase activity. NCBI's taxonomy places the organism in Eukaryota, Choanoflagellata, Craspedida, Salpingoecidae. The record is from RefSeq and is a predicted model, not a curated record. Bases 1 to 1281 code for a protein of 426 amino acids. The transcript is spliced from 13 exons. Gene Ontology annotation, cellular component: endoplasmic reticulum.